Stylophora pistillata is the source of this 656-nucleotide messenger RNA. RefSeq names its product transcription factor MafK-like. Gene Ontology annotation, biological process: regulation of transcription by RNA polymerase II. Gene Ontology annotation, molecular function: DNA-binding transcription factor activity, RNA polymerase II-specific; RNA polymerase II cis-regulatory region sequence-specific DNA binding. The record is from RefSeq and is a predicted model, not a curated record. Gene Ontology annotation, cellular component: nucleus. NCBI's taxonomy places the organism in Eukaryota, Metazoa, Cnidaria, Anthozoa, Scleractinia, Pocilloporidae.
GUCGUUAACGAAACCGAACCUUUGCCCUAAAUAGCAUUGCUUUUAUACUGAAGAACAUGAGGUCCGUCGAUCGUAAAUUUCUCAUGGAGAAGAUGGAUUCUUAUCUUGACUCGUUUGGAGGGGGCGAAUUUACUUUGAAUAACACGCACGAUCGACUAACAGUUUCUGAUGGUGUUUGUUAUACACGUGUGGUUGAAGGACUCCCGAUCGCACCAGAACGCCCUACAGAAUCGGCCAAUCUUCACCAACAAUCGAAUCACAAUCGUUCUCUUUCUUUCAAAGUAAUCAAGAAGCUACUCGACGAUGAAUACCUCGAAACGACGUCGAUUCAAGAGUUGAACAGGAAACUUCGUCGGCUGCCUGAAGGGCUGAUGCAAAAAUUUAGGAAGAGGAGGCGAGUUCUCAAGAAUCGUAAAUAUGCUCUGAAGUGCCGACGGAAAGGGAUGCAGAGACAGAGUUACAUCGCAGAAGAAAAUGCAGCUCUUGAACGAGAAAUUCUCCGUGCAAAUAUGGAAUUGAAAAAAGUUUCCCAAGAAAGAGAUAAAUAUCGACAGAAAUAUGAGCGAUUCGUAGAUGCUGUGAAAACAUCAAGCGAGUUGCCAAUGGCGGAGUAUGACAGAAUUGUAAUGUAGCCUCAACUGAAAAAGGAACUUAAA